Molecule: messenger RNA, 5536 nt
Organism: Acromyrmex echinatior (Panamanian leafcutter ant)
Lineage: Eukaryota; Metazoa; Arthropoda; Insecta; Hymenoptera; Formicidae
Source: RefSeq, a predicted model, not a curated record
UCGAAAAUUGACAGCGGGAAAAGUAUCAGUACAUACUUGUUGGAGCAAAACGUGCAGAAACUGAUUAAUUUUUCUUAAAUCAGUAUUACCCGUUAUUAUUUAAUAUAAUAUGGAUAAUGAUAGUAUGAAUUUUCAUAAUAUCAUAGAUAGUACCGAACAUGAUUAUAAAAUAAAGAAAGCGAAAGAAUCAAUGUUGUUAUUGAAACAGAAAAUGUGCAAAACAGAUAUUUUAAUUAAGCAAUAUACUCAAAAUAUGAAAGAAGUUGAAAAUUUAAAAUCAAGUUUGGAAGUCGCAAAGAAAGAGGCCAAACACAUAAUAUCGGAUUAUUCGUCUGCCAAGGAUGAAAUAAUGGAGUUAAAAUGUAAAAUUGCAAAAUAUGAGCAAAGUAAUGAAAAAUUAAUGAACAAGAUAAAUGACUAUAACAUAAAUAUAGCUGCAGAUAAACAGAGUAUACAGCAAUUAACAUGUAAAAUAAAAGAACUGGAAGAAGAACAGUCGGCUAAAAUUAUGGAACAUAAUUUGGACAAGUCAUCCUUUGAAGAUAAAAUUAAAGAAUUGGAACAUGAAUUGAAAACGUUAAAAAAGGACGAUAUAUCAACUGUGACAAAAAAAGGUGGUAAAAAAAAGGAGAAAAAGAUUUCUACAGAUGUUGAUACGAUUAAGCCAAGUAUAAAAUCUACUUCAGAUAUUGGUAUUAAUGUAUCACUGUGUAAUGAAUCAAGCGUAAAAUGCGAAGUACGAGACCAAAAUAUUAUGACCGACGAAUUUUAUCACACAAAAAAUGAUCCAUAUCCAUUGUUUUGUGAAAAAUGUGAAGCUCAUUUGUCCCCAGAGUUGACUCCUGAAAAAAUAUUCAAAACCAUGGUCGCAUGUCCAAAAUUAAUUGAAAAAGAUUUGCCUCCUUCACCGAAAAAGAUUUAUUCGCCGCCAUGUUCAUUACCUAAUACCUAUCCGGAUUUUACAAAUAGAAAUGAAGACUCUCUCUCUAAAAUAUCACCUAUACCUCAUCUACAUCCUUACAGCCCAUGUAGUGAUUCAAUAGCAGGCAAUAUAAAAUCACAAUCGGAAAGGUCAUCCACCAUGACACAAAUUUGCGAAAAUGUUGAAAUAAGAAAUACGGAUAUUUCACAUAUACCAUUUGUAGCCAAUAUAUCCAGUAACUUCCAUGCAAUUCCUACCUUGUCUCAAAAUAGAAACUGUGCAAGGGAGCAUUUCUGCUCUGAUGAUUUACUAAUUAAACAUUCUAUAUCUAUUAAAAAAAUGAAAAGAAAAAUUCGAUCAUUAAAAACUAAAAUGAAAAAGUUUCGAAAAUUGAAGAAAAAAAUAGACAUUAAGUCUCGUUGUCGUUGCAUUAUGAAUCAUAAGGAUGAUGUCUCGCUAAAUUCGAAUCUAAUUUCUUUAAUUUGUAAAGGUGUGGCAGAAUAUUUCAAUGAGAAAAAAGAAGUAUGUCCUAAAAAUGAGCGAGAUAUCGAUUCGGAAAAGUGUACUUGUUGCUCAAAAAGGACAGAGCUAAAAAAGAGACACUCAUGUAAUGCAUAUGAAAGCAUGUUUUCGAAAAUUGAAAAUUUUGAUGAAAAUGAACAAGUACGAGAUACAUGUUGUAAUAAAACUGAGAAUGCUAUGAAUAUUACUGAUGUUUUACAAUUUAAUCAUACAUCUAAGAAUGUAUUGUCGAGUGUACAUAAGAAUUCAUACUCCAAUAUAAAUAUAUCCAGCACAUCUCUUAAUGACAUUGAAAUCGAUAAAGAAUUACUUCAUAAGCAAAGUACAUUGCAUUCAGUAGAAGUAGUACCUGUUGAAAAUAGUUUUACGAUGUCACGUUUAAGCGUUGACAAAUUAUAUGUAAGCAAUGAUAUCUUAAAUAAAGAUAAUGUAGACGCUAACGAUGUAGAUAAUCAAACUGAAACUGGAACAAUGUUCUUAUCUAACAAUAAAAAAUCUUUGGAUCAUGUUAAUGGCAAAACUGUCAUUAAUACAGAGGAAAAUAAAAUAAAAAGAAAAGAUGAAAUUAUACAUAAAGAUAAGUUUAGCGAAAUAUGUGUAAAUGAUAAUAUUUCAAGUAAAGAUAGUAUAGAAGAUAUCGAUAUGGAUAACCAGAAAAUUGGAAUGAUAUCUUUAUUUAAAGAUGAAAAUUUUUCUGAUUAUACUAAUGAUAAAAUUGUCGACAUUAAUGUAGAAGAAAAUAAAAUAGAAAAAAAGAGUCAAAGUGUACAUAAAGAUCAAGUUGGCGAAAUAUACACAAGAGAUGAUUUCUUAAGUAAUCAUACUAUUAAAGCUAUUGAUACGGAUAAUCAGAUAGAAGCUAGAACAAUAUUCUUAUCUAAUGAUACAAAUUCCACUUAUCAUGGUUAUAGUAAAAUUAUUGACGUGAAUGCAGAAGAAAAUAAAAUAAAAACAAAGAACCAAAAUAUAAAUGAAGAUAAGCUUGAUGAAAUACAUGCAAGCGAUAAUCUUUUAAACAAAAGUAAUGUAAAAACUACUAGUACGGAUAACCAGACAGAAACUAGAAUAAUAUUAUUACCUAACAAUGAAAAUUCUACCAUUGAUGACAAAAUUGUUGAUAUUAAUGCAGACAAAAUUGAAAUAAAAAGAAAGUGCCAAAAUAUAUACAAAGAUGAGCUUGAUAAAAUAAACAUAAGCGAUAAUAUCUUAAGCCAAGAUAAUAUAGAAACUGUUGAUAUGGAUAGCCAGACAAAAACUAAAAUGGCAUCCUUAUCUAACAAUGAAAAUUCCAUUGAUCUUGCUCAUAGUAAAAGAGUUGUUAUUAACGUAGAAAAACGUAAUGUAAUAGGCCAAAAAAGAAAAGGCCAAAAUAUACAGAAAGCUAAAAUUGGUGAUCGCUUAUUAAAGAAUUUACGAAAUUUAAAGAGAAAAAAGCAACCAAUUUCGUGCAUAAAUAAGCAAGAGAAUAUUAAAUCAUAUUCAGAUCAUAAUUUUGAAAAUCUUGAAUUAGCAAAAAAACCGCGAAUUGAAAACGAAAAAGAGAUUAAUGACAGUUCAUUAAAUCAUAUUAAAAAUAUGAAAAAAAAUUUAGAUAUACAAGUAGAGUCUACAAAUAAACAAACAGACGAUAAAUUAUGCUCUAACCAUUAUGAACCGAAAAAAGUACGAAUCGCACAUACUCCAAAAAUGCCAGAUCAUCAAUUGAGCAUUAAUAGAAAUAAUUCUACACAUUGUACGAUAAGAAAUAUAGCUACUUUAGCUACUUUAGCAAUUCGACAAAAAAAUAAUGUAAAUCAACAAUUAAAUACUGACAAAGAUAAUUCAUUCAUUGAAAGCAAGAAGAAUCCUAUAAUGAAUAAGAAAUGUGAGGAAAACGUUAUCAAAUCGAUUGAAACAAAUAGUAUUGACGAAAGACCUGUAAACGAAAAAGAUUUAGAUUUGAUAAAUGCUGAAAAUUCUGUUCAAAAUAAUGAUAUCACUUCAACUGCUAUUAAUAUUCAACAUGUUUCUGAGCUUGCGAAAUGUGAUGACAUGAUUGAAGAUACAAUCAACAAAAAUAUUUCAAUAGAUAGAGUAGUAGCAGAGACUUUGAACGAUAGUGACCAGUCGAAUGUAGUACAUAACAAUAUUGUAAAUAGUACAACGAAUAAUUUAAAACUUAAAAAAUCAAUUUCAUUGAGAACACGUGUUAUUACCCGCUCUAUAUAUAAAGACUUAAAGCAUGACAAAGUUAGUGAAACAUUAAAUACAAUUAAAACUAGAAAAGAGAUGUCGCCAACCGCUGAAUUGGGAUAUGUUUCUGAGACAUUUGGAAAUAAGAGUCACAACGAUUACAUUUCAAAUGAUGAAUCAUCGGUUCUAUCUGAUCGAUCAAACGUGGAAACAACGCGAAGUGAAGAUUACAAUAAUAGCGGAAUAUCUGAUGGAACUAUUGCAGUUCCACGUUCAUCAUCACCGAGAGACGUCAAUGAAAUGGAAAAUGCAAGAAACAUACAAGAAGAAACUUGUAUUAGUAAUAGAGCAAUUAAGAUGCAGACUACCGGAACUCAAUAUAAAAAUCUAGUCAUGAGUCAACGAAAUAAAAAAAUGGAACUUAUCUUUGUCCCUCAUAAUUUUGAGGAAUCUCAGGCGCCAAUGUCACGAUUAUAUAAAUAUAUUAACAAAAAGAAAUGUACCAAAAAACAUAAAUUAUCAUGUAAAGAAAUAAAAUACGCUUGUAAAAUAACAGAUAAAUUUGUAAAGAAGCAAUUACGACGACUUAUGAACAGUGAUUGGAAAGAUUCUAUAUAUGAUUCUAUACAUAACGAUAUAAAAGUAAAAUUGGAAAAUACUUGCGGACCUCGAAUUAUAGCCAAAUGCAUAGUAGAGUUUAUAAUAGACGAAGUCAAUCAUACAGAAGCUUUGGAUAAAUCAUUUACUCCUCCAGCACCAUUGAUGACGAAAUUUGAACAGAAGAUCAUAACGUUAUUAUUCGAUUUGGAAGCAUCGAAACCAAUGGUGAUUUAUUUCGUACAAGCCGCCAUCGAAUUUCAUAUGUUUAGACUUGAUAGUGAUGUGAAGGACCCGAUUGAUUCGCUCACACGAAUAUAUGUCGUUCUGUCACGUAUUCAGAAGGAUAGAGAAAAAAUACGCAUGAUGUGUUGCAGUGCUCUCUAUUGCAUGAAUCUUAAAUCAAUAGCUGUUUUAAAUACAAUAUUAACGUGCUGGUCUGAAGUUCUUCCGAAUCUAUUUUUAAUCAUUGAAAUCGUGCACAAAAUUGCAUCGUUUAUGUUCAUAAAUGUAUAUUGUUUAAUUCUUCCAGAAAUAUUAUCAAAAUGCAUAGCCUUUCUUAUCAACUCAUUAUACAUUAGUACCGAUAAGGAUCGAAUAUUAAAGAAAUUAAAGCAUUUAAAAUCAUUGGUAUCGAGGUGUCAUAACUAUACUAGCGAAACAGUAAAUGAUAUUGUUAAGGAACUUAUGACUGCUCUUAAAGCUAAACGGAUCGAGGGUUUGGAUACUGCCAUUAUACUUGUUGCAAAGCGAGAAAAGGCACAAUGGACAUAUAAAAAUAUUAUUGAAUCUGUUCUAUUACCAAUUAUUAUAAGCAAUCAACAUCCCUGCAUAUAUAGUGCAUUUUCUUUACUCGGAAGGCUUUUGCGCGCAUUCCCAUUACAAGAUAAAGAUCAAAUUGUGCACGACAUCUCUGAACAGCUCUGUGCCCUCAUCCAAUCUGGCCAAGGUUCACAUGAUCAACAAGAAGGCAUAAUAUCUGCGUUGCUCAGCCUUUCCAGACAAAAAUUCGACGUUAUAUCGUGGCCUGUAAUAAAAUGGACGCCGAGUAAAUCUUUAAGACCGAUUGUCGACACACAAUUGCAGACGUUCUUACAUACACGUACUUCAAAAUUUUGGAAAGAAUAUUUACGAAAAAAAAAUAUUAAACUUAUCCAAAAUAAAACGUGAAAUGUUAAUAAAAUUAAGUAAGUGUAAUUUGUCGUUCAAUCUUUGUGUAAUGAUCAACUCAGUAAUCAACAAUUCAAUACUAACAACUCGCAUAAUUUUUAAUUAAGAAUUACAAUAAGAAAUAUAUUGAUUACGGACAUAACGUUUAAUGUU